This is a messenger RNA of Daucus carota subsp. sativus, 2823 nucleotides long. RefSeq lists its product as uncharacterized. The record is from RefSeq and is a predicted model, not a curated record. The coding region runs from base 1 to 2823 and encodes 940 amino acids. Gene Ontology annotation, molecular function: nucleic acid binding; RNA-DNA hybrid ribonuclease activity. Gene Ontology annotation, biological process: DNA integration. NCBI's taxonomy places the organism in Eukaryota, Viridiplantae, Streptophyta, Magnoliopsida, Apiales, Apiaceae. The transcript has 2 exons.
AUGGUCAAGAAAGCUAAUGGAAAGUGGAGAAUGUGUGUAGACUUCACAGAUUUGAAUGAUGCUUGUCCUAAGGACUGUUUUCCUCUCCCAAGAAUAGAUACUCUGAUCGAUGCUACAGCUGGGCACGAGAUGUUGAGCUUUAUGGAUGGCUUUAGUGGAUACAACCAGAUCCGAAUGAAUAAGGACGACAUUCCUAAGGUAUCAUUCAUCACUGAUUUUGGUAUCUUUUGUUAUUUGGUUAUGGCGUUUGGUUUAAAGAAUGCAGGAGCCACAUAUCAACGCCUGGCAAAUAAGAUGUUCAAACAUCUAAUUGGAAAAACCAUGGAGGUCUAUGUUGAUGAUAUGCUAGUGAAGAGCUUGAACAAAGCUGAUCACCUUGAACACCUAAGAGAGGCUUUUGAAGUCCUGAGGACACAUAAGAUGAUGUUGAAUCCGGCCAAGUGUGCCUUUGGAGUUGGGUCUGGAAAAUUUUUGGGUCUGAUGGUCUCAAAACGUGGGAUUGAGGCCAACCCCGACAAGAUAAAGGCCAUCCUUGAUAUGGAGCCGCCUAAGUCUAUAAAGGAUGUUCAAAAGCUAACAGGAAGAAUCGCGGCACUAGGACGUUUCAUCUCGAAGUCCGGGGAUAAGUGCUUGCCCUUCUUUAAGGCUUUGAAGAAAGUUAAAGAUUUUGAAUGGACAAGUGAGAGCCAAGAGGCCUUUGAGCAGUUGAAGAAGUAUAUGGCAGAGCCACCACUCUUAUCAAAGCCCGUGGAUGGAGAAACAUUAUAUGUCUACUUGGCUGUCUCUGAGAAAGCACUGAGUGCGGUCUUGGUUCGUGAGGAUCGAAAAAUCCAGAAACCCGUCUACUAUGUUAGUAAGAUUUUGCAUGGAGCGGAGCUCAACUAUUCUGUGAUUGAGAAGUUUGCCUUAUCCAUGAUUACAGCUUCAAGAAAGCUGAGGCCUUACUUCCAGGCUCACAAAAUUGAAGUCUUGACAGACCAGCCCCUUAGGAACAUAAUGCAUAGCCCGAAGGCUAGUGGGAGAUUAAUCAAAUGGGCAGUAGAGCUUGGGGAAUUUGAAAUUCGAUACAAACCACGGGUGGCAAUCAAGGCUGAAGCUCUAGCUGACUUCCUCGUUGAAUGCACCAUUGACAACAAGGAAGUCGGGGGGGCAGGAGAUGGGGCAGGGCUGGUGCUCCGAAGCCCGGAUGGCUUCACGGUCGAGUACGCGAUCAAGUUAGACUUUCCAACUACCAACAAUGAAGCUGAGUAUGAGGCCCUUAUAGCUGGAUUGGGAUUGGCGAGAACCCUGAGGGUUAAAAACCAGAAAGUAUGUGGGGACUCAAGACUUGUGGUGUCACAGGUUAAUGGAGAAUUUGAGGCACGAGAAGAAACAAUGCUGAAAUACAUAAGGAUUGUGAAAGCCCAGAUGACGCAAUUUAAAGAAUGUUUGGUAGAACAUAUACCUAGGGAAGAGAAUACAAAGGCUGAUGCCUUAUCCCAGUUUGCAUCCUCAGAGAAUGAGGUGUGCUCGGGAAGUGUUUACUAUCAGGUUUUGAAAACCCCAAGUAUCAAUGCCAAGCUGGUAGCCCCAAUUGACACGGGGGCCACUUGGAUCGAUGAGGUCAAAACGUAUCUCGAAACUGGACAUCUACCACCUGAUGCUGGGGAAGCACGAAAACUACAAGUAAGAGCUUUAAUGUAUGCACUCAUUGAAAGGAUUCUCUAUAAGAAAUCUUGUGUUAUACCUUAUUUGAAGUGUUUAAGGCCGGAUGAGGCCCGGGAAGCCCUGAAAGAGGUCCAUGAAGGAAUAUGUGGCCAGCACCUAGGCGGGAGAGCCUUGGCUCACAAAAUUACUCGCCUUGGGUUCUUUUGGCCAAAUAUGCUGAAGGAUGCGAAGGAUUAUGUUAAGAGAUACGAUCGUUGUCAGAGAUUUGCACCUGUUGUGCGCCAGCCCCCAGAGAUGCUGACAUCCAUUAACUCCCCGAUUCCCUUUGCUAUGUGGGGGAUGGACAUCCUAGGGCCGUUUCCACUCGCCAGUGCUCAAAGGAAGUUUUUGAUAGUGGCUAUUGACUACUUACCCAAGUGGAUUGAGGCCAAACCCCUGGCCAAGAUAACCACCAAGCAAGUUGCUCAAUUCUUCUGGGAAAACAUCAAAUGCAGGUAUGGCAUACCCCGAGUCUUGGUUACUGACAAUGGAGCCCAGUUCAACAAUCCAGAGUUUGUGGGAUACUGUAACGACUAUAUCAUUGAGCUACGAUUCACUUCGGUUGCCCAUCCUCAAGCCAAUGGGCAAGCUGAAGUAGCCAAUAGGAUAAUCCUUGAUGGGCUAAAGAAAAGAGUCGAGAAAGCGCAUGGGUCUUGGGCUGAAGAGACUCUCCCUAUACUAUGGGCAUAUCGAACAACCUGCAAGGUCUCCACCGGAGCAACCCCGUUCCAGUUAGCUUAUGGGGCUGAAGCCGUGGUGCCACUUGAGAUAACUCAUACCUCCCCCAGGGUCCAGCAGUAUGAGCCCGAAGCCAAUGAGGAAGGAAUGAGACUCGCACUCGACAUGAUCGAUGAGGUCCGAGAUGAGGCUAACGCCAGGGUCGUUGAGAGCCAAAAACGAGCUUCCUAUUACUAUAAUCUCCGAGUCAAGGAACGAUUCUUCAGAAAAGGGGAUUUAGUCCUAAGGAAAGCUGAGGCCUCAGGAGUUGGUCCUAAGGGAAAGAUGGCCCCAAACUGGGAAGGUCCGUAUCAGGUGAAGGAUGUUAUUGGUCGCGGCUCGUACAAGCUUCAGACCCUCGAUGGAGUUGAGUUUCCAAGGAGUUGGCAUGCCACCAACUUGAAGAUUUAUUAUAUUUGA